This is a messenger RNA of Pyrus x bretschneideri (Chinese white pear), 553 nucleotides long. RefSeq names its product putative receptor-like protein kinase At3g47110. NCBI's taxonomy places the organism in Eukaryota, Viridiplantae, Streptophyta, Magnoliopsida, Rosales, Rosaceae. The transcript has a single exon. The record is from RefSeq and is a predicted model, not a curated record. Bases 1 to 432 code for a protein of 143 amino acids.
AUGGCAGAGUAUGGCAUGGGAGGCCAAGUCUCCACACUAGGAGAUGUUUAUAGCUUUGGAAUACUGUUGCUAGAAAUGUUUGCAGGAAAAAGACCUACAGAUGACAUGUUCAAAGAUGGUCUAAGCAUUCACCAAUUCGCAGCCAUGGCAAUGCCCGACAAUGCCGGUGAAAUACUUGACGCUGCAUUACUCUUUGAAAGAGAAGAAGCAGAUGAUAAUGAUGACAGAUGCAGAAAUGAUGUACAUGAAAAACCAAUUAUAAAAUAUGUGGACCGCAGCUCUGUCCAAGGAAGAAGCUUGGAGGAAUGCUUGGUUAUCGUGGUGCGGAUAGGACUCUCUUGCUCUGCAAUUUCACCAGGAGAUCGGAUGCUUAUGGACGUCGUCGUCAACAAAAUGAAGGCAAUAAGGGACUCGUAUCUGAAAAUUCAAUAAGAAAAAGCUUUGUAGUACACGAGAAAGGAAUAAGUUUGUUCUGUUUAUGCUCUCUCUGUUUUGUAUGGUACUACUACUAGAGAAAAGCCAGGUGCAGUACAUUUGUGUGAAACUGAUUAGA